AUGGAAAAUAUGCCAAUUCUUGUUAAAAAAAAUGAUAUGAAUAAGUUAAAUUCCUAUAAAGAAGAAAGAAAAUAUAAUGAAAAUAUGCAAAUUAAUGAUACUAAUCACACAAACGAUUUAUUUUACCCUUUUUAUCAAAAAUUUAAUGAAAUUUUUGAAUUCAUAAAAGAUACUAAAGAAAAUAAAAAUGAUUUAGAAGAUGAAAUUGAUGAAAAUUUAAUAAAAACGUUAUAUAAUUUAUGUCUAGAUUUUUUAAAUUAUAUUAAAAAUAUAAAUGAUUUUGGAAAUUUGAAUUUAAACGAAAGUGAUCAAGAAUUAAUAAUUGAAUCAUAUGAAAAAUUUGUUCGUCAAUGUAAGGAAUAUAGUGAUAAGCCUAGAGUAAAACAAUUAGAAAAUGAAAUUUCUAAUUUGUUAGAUUUAUUAUUUAAUAAUACAUCAGAAGCUGUAAAUACUUUAUUUUCCGCUGAUUCUUUUCUCAUUGAUCAUGUAGAGAAUUUAAAAUUAAAAUUGAAUGAAAGAAAUCAAAAAAUUAAGUUUGAAGAAGAAAGAUUAAAAAAAUUAGAAUUAGAAGAAAAAGUGGAAAAAUUUGAUAAAGCAUUUGAAGAAAAUAAAAAAAAAAAUAAUGAGAUGGAUGAAACUAUAAGUAAAAUUAAAAAGGAAAUCAAUAAGUUAAAUGAAAAAAUAGAAAAAUACGACAAUUACAUGAAAAGGAAAAGAAAAGAAAUAGACAUAGAUUUUUCUGACGCACUAGAUUGCAAAGAAAGAAUUAAAAUAUUGGAGGAAAAUAUAAAAACUGUAGAAAGGAAUAUGAAAACUACCCAAUUAUCACCAUUAAAAAUAAUAGAAAAAACACCAUAUUAUAUAAUUUUUGAAUUUAUGACACCACGAAAUAUAAUGCAAUUCAAAGUAAAUAAUUAUGAAUCGGAAAAUGUUCAAGUAGAAAUAAAUCCUUAUGACCAAAAUAUUUUAUCAUACAUAAACGAAAAUAUAAAAAAAUGUAAAGAUAUUUCAGAAAUAACAUAUUUAAUAAAAGAGGCCAUUUACUUAAAUUUUCUAGACAUCUGA
Molecule: messenger RNA, 1065 nt
Organism: Plasmodium relictum
Lineage: Eukaryota; Apicomplexa; Aconoidasida; Haemosporida; Plasmodiidae
Product: conserved Plasmodium protein, unknown function
Exons: 8
Coding region: 1-1065 (354 amino acids)
Source: RefSeq, a predicted model, not a curated record